Molecule: messenger RNA, 1518 nt
Organism: Styela clava
Lineage: Eukaryota; Metazoa; Chordata; Ascidiacea; Stolidobranchia; Styelidae
Source: RefSeq, a predicted model, not a curated record
GGUGUAUACUAUCUGCCAUCUUGGUUCACAUACUUCGGGAGUACCCUAAUUUUAGCGAUUGCUUGAGACAGACAGAAUAUGACAAAUAAGUUAUUUGCAAAACAAGGAGCUAUAGAAAGUUAGACAUCGAAAGAGAAUUAUUCACAAAACGCAUGCAAGUUUAAAAAUAACAAUUUGCGCAGUCACUGCCAGUUGAUUUUGAUUGCAUAUAUCUGAUCAAUUAUAAGUAUUGUAUAACUAAAUUGUUUUACAGCUUGUUUGAUCAGUUACAAGGGGAAUGCUGCAGGGGAGAGAGGGAUGCUUGUUUGUUUAGUGUUGUUUAACUUGGUGUACGCUCACUUUAUUAACAUAGUACCUCAGUUCGUUAACCAUCAAAUAUACUGGUAACAAAAAAAUUAUAUCACCGUAGUUUGCAGAUAGCAAGUACGCAAAUGGCUUCUUUUCGUCGGUUUACGAGUCCAAGUCAAGUAUGAGAACAGCUAACCCUUUAAUUAAGUAUAUGCAUAGGUUCAGAUAAUGGAGGAAACUAAAGCAAAUGAUACAAAUCACCGCUAGUUCCCGAACUUAUAAUAGAACUAAAAUAAGAAAAAUCGGAAUAAAAUUAUGGCCUAACCCUAAAAUAGUACACAAACUACGUUCCAGUGUUCGCCAUCUUGGUUGACAUACUUUGAGAGCAAAAUUUAACCUACGGUAUGUCAUUGAAUUCCAGGUUGUAACUCCAUUCAACAAUGUCUUCAAAUAACAUUACAUACAGGAUUCUUGAUUCAAAUGACUCCAAUGAUGUCAUGAGUUUGCUUAUAACUGACUACAUUACACAAGAGCCAGAAAGCAUAAAGUUGGGCAUGACUGAAGAGAUUUUGCGAAAAUAUUUGAACACACGCUUGAUAAAAUAUUUAUCAGCAAAGGCUUCUGUUGGGGCAUUUGACAGCAAUUCUAGCUGUUUGAUUGGGGUAGCAGUAGGUUAUACUGGAGGAAAAGAAGAAAAAUCAAUGAACUCAGACGCAAGCAUGAUUCCAGUUUAUGUACGCCAAGCUGAAGCGGUCAGGAAACAACUUAUUGGUGGAACUAAGGAGGAAUGUCUAGGCACUCUGAAGUUUCUACAUUUGUAUAUUUUAUGUGUAAAAAAUGAAUAUGCAGGACAUGGUAUUGCAGCUGAAAUGUGCAAAAGAAUGCAAAAAAUUGCAAUAAGUCAAAAUUGUGAGAAAUUAUCGGCUAUUGCAACAAAUCAUUAUGCCCAGAGAAUCUUUAAAAUCCUUGGAUUCGACUUCAUUAAAUCAAUUUCCUAUGAGGAUUACAUCGACCCAGUAACUGGCAACAAGAUAUUUAAAGACAUGCCCAAGCCUCAUGAAAAAAUGGUUUUUGCCGUGAAAACACUUUGAUUAUAGAACAAUGAGAGUUCACUGAGUCGUUUCUAAUCGUUUUAAAAUAUUAUAUGACAUAAAAUUAUUGUAUUCAAAUGUGAAAUUAAACAGGAAAUUAUUUCGUUCCAGAAAUUAUUAUUAAAUCAAAUUUACUGUG